AUGAGCUUCUGGGUGAAGAAUAAGGACGGUUCCACGAUUGUGGAUAAGCCUCCACGCAUCGUGCCACUAUUCAAUCCUGCUCAAAGGGAGUUCCUCGAAGAUGAGCACCGCUAUCGCAUACAAAUGGAGAAGCGCGCACAGGAGGGCAGCAAGUCCAUCGACUACUACAUCCGCAAGCGUUCGACGAUGGACGACGCGCGACUGUUGGAUGAACACGACUCCUUUUACAAGACUACGAAAAGUUUGCUGGUACUCUUUCAAAUCAUGGGCAUAAUGCCCAUCCAUCGCAAUCCGCCUGUCAACACUAUGCCACGUACCGGCUUCUCGUGGAGAUCACGCCAAAUGAUGUACGCCAUAUGCGUUUACUCGAUCGAGACAAUUAUUGUGGUGAUGGUGUUGCGUGCACGAGUCAAGCAUUUCAUCUCACAACCGGACAAGCACUUCGAUGAGGCCAUCUACAAUGUCAUAUUCAUCAGCCUGUUGUUUACGCAUUUCUUACUGCCGGUGGCAAGCUGGCGCCAUGGACAGCAGGUGGCCAUAUUUAAGAAUAUGUGGACGAAUUAUCAAUACAAGUUCUGGCGUGUCACCGGUUCGGCGAUUGAGUUUCCCAAUCUGUAUCGACUUACCUGGGCUCUGUGCAUAUUCUCAUGGACGCUGAGCAUUGCUGUAAAUAUGUCGCAAUACGUUUUGCAACCAGAUUUUGAGUUUUGGUAUACCCUCGCUUACUAUCCCAUCAUUGCGAUGUUGAACUGCUUUUGCAGCUUGUGGUACAUAAACUGCAAUGCAUUUGGCACGGCUAGCAAAGCUCUUGCAAAACACUUGGAGUUCACACUGAAGAGCCCGAAGCCUGCGGAGAAAUUGACUGAGUUUAGAUACCUCUGGGUAGACUUGAGUUACUUAAUGCAGCAAUUGGGUCGUGCUUAUUCCAAUAUGUAUGGCAUGUAUUGUUUGGUCGUUUUUUUCACAACCCUUACCGCUGCUUACGGUUCGAUAAGCGAGAUCAUGGAUCACGGUGCAACUUACAAGGAGAUCGGACUAUUCGUCAUUAUGUUCUACUGCAUGAGUCUGUUGUACAUCAUUUGCAAUGAGGCUCAUCAUGCCUCUCGCAAAGUGGGAUUGGAUUUUCAAACAAAAUUACUUAACGUGAACUUGACAGUUUUGGACUCGCCUACACAGAGGGAGGUGCAGAUGUUUUUAUUGGCCAUCUCAAAGACUCCGCCCAUUAUGAAUUUGGACGAUUAUGCAAAUAUUAAUCGUGAGCUCUUUUCCUCGAAUCUCACUUUUAUGGCUACUUAUUUGGUGGUGCUUUUGCAAUUCAAAAUUACCGAACAACGGGGCAUGCGAUCGCUUCAGACUAACCCAGAGCAAAUGAUGUGA
Messenger RNA from Anastrepha obliqua, 1377 nucleotides. Its product is annotated as gustatory and odorant receptor 21a-like. Lineage: Eukaryota; Metazoa; Arthropoda; Insecta; Diptera; Tephritidae. The coding region runs from base 1 to 1377 and encodes 458 amino acids. The record is from RefSeq and is a predicted model, not a curated record. Gene Ontology annotation, biological process: sensory perception of taste. The transcript has 4 exons. Gene Ontology annotation, cellular component: axon; membrane; neuronal cell body.